AUGGGAGAGGGCUCCCUUGAGCUGAGGUUGCUGCAUGCCUCGGCGCCCAGGAAUGCUGCAAAAGUGAGCCCCGCCGAGCUCACCAAGAUCCUUAGCGAGCGCAUCGCCAACUUCAAGGAUCAGGCAGAUGUUCAGGAAGUGGGCCGCGUGCUAUCGGUUGGCGACGGCAUCGCGCGAAUUUACGGUCUCAAGGGUGUCAAGGCGGGCGAGAUGGUGGAGUUCUCUAGUGGCCUCAAGGGCAUGGCCUUGAACUUGGAGACCGACAAUGUGGGCGUCGUCGUUUUCGGAGACGACCGCGCGAUCGUUGAAGGUGACAGUGUAAAGUGCACCGGCACGAUUGUGGAUGUGCCGAUUGGCGAAGAGCUGCUGGGCCGUGUUGUGGAUGCCCUUGGCACGCCCAUCGAUGGCGCCGGGCCGAUCCAGACGAAGAGCCGUCGCCGUGUUGAGCUCAAGGCUCCCGGCAUCAUUCCCCGGCAGAGCGUGCACGAGCCGAUGACCACAGGCCUGAAGGCCGUGGACAGCCUGAUCCCGAUCGGCCGCGGCCAGCGGGAACUGAUCAUUGGUGACCGUCAGACCGGGAAGACGGCCAUCGCAAUCGACACCAUCCUCAAUCAGAAGGCCAUCAACGCCUCGGCCGACAAGACGGCCCACCUGUACUGCAUCUACGUGGCGGUAGGUCAGAAGCGAUCUACUGUGGCACAGCUCUUCGAAAUUCUGCGAAAGAAUGACUGCUUGAAGUACACUACAGUCGUGGCUGCCACGGCCUCCGAUGCCGCGCCUUUGCAGUUUCUGGCGCCGUACACCGGCUGCGCCAUGGCGGAGUACUUCCGCGACAAUGGCAAGCAUGCAGUCAUCUUCUACGAUGACCUGUCCAAGCAAGCAGUGGCAUAUCGUCAGAUGUCACUGCUGUUGCGGCGGCCGCCAGGACGCGAGGCCUAUCCAGGUGAUGUCUUCUAUUUGCACAGCCGCUUGCUCGAACGUGCGGCCAAGAUGAACGAGACCACUCAUGGCGGUGGCUCCCUUACUGCCCUGCCGGUGAUCGAGACGCAAGCCGGUGACGUCAGCGCCUACAUCCCCACCAAUGUGAUCUCUAUUACCGAUGGUCAGAUCUUCUUGGAGACGGAGCUCUUCUACAAGGGUAUCCGUCCUGCUGUCAACGUCGGCCUUUCCGUGAGCCGCGUGGGAAGCGCAGCCCAGAUCAAAGCCAUGAAGCAGGUGGCUGGCACCUUGAAGUUGGAGCUGGCGCAGUACCGUGAGGUUGCAGCCUUUGCGCAGUUCGGUUCCGACCUGGAUGCAGCCACGCAGCACCAGCUGCUGCGAGGCGGAAUCCUGACGGAGCUGCUCAAGCAGAAGCAGUUUGUGCCUAUGACAACCGCGGAGAUCAUCGUCUCUCUGUGGGCAGGAACUCGUGGUUAUCUGGACAAGGUCGCGACCAAAGAGAUCCUGCGGUUCGAGUCCUUGUGGCUGAAGCACUUCAAAGACACCAAGGGUGACGUCCUUAAGGAAAUUAUGGAGAAGAAACAGAUCACGCCCGAGAUCGAGGGAAGCAUCAAGUCUGCCAUGGAUGAGUUCCUCGGCAUGAACGAGUUCGAGGGCAGGGCAGCAUAG
Messenger RNA from Symbiodinium natans, 1608 nucleotides. The record is from the annotation of a GenBank genome assembly. NCBI's taxonomy places the organism in Eukaryota, Dinophyceae, Suessiales, Symbiodiniaceae.